UAUUCGGGCACGUAACUGCCACAACAGUAUAAAAAAGAAACCGAAAUUAUUGUUGUUUCAGCAUAGAGUUUUGGAUGAAGAAACGAGAGAGCUUUCGUUUCUGUUAGUUAAAGAAGAAUCAGAGUUAACCCACUGAGUUUAUAAAAGGGUAGGAUUUAGAUGGUUCAGUCAAUGAGUUCCUUAAGCAGAAAAGCAUCAGUGAAGCUGGAAGCUGAUGAUUCCUUGGAGGAUCAACUCAGUCCACUUCACAAACGUUCAAAACUUGAUCAUUGUUUACAGGUGAUAAUCCCAGAUGCAGUACUGUAUAAUCCACUUGAAGAGCCAAGUCCAAUUGGCUUGACACUGAAAAAGAGUCCAUCUUUUUUGGAUUUGAUUCAAAUGAAGUUAUCUCAGCAAAACACUAGUAAUACUAUGUUGUCGAAGAAACCUAGUAGUGCUGCUGCUGAUAAGCUUAAAGCUUCAAACUUUACUGCUUCACUUCUAAAAAUAGGGAGUUGGGAGUGUAAGUCAAGAUACGAAGGGGAUUUGGUGGCAAAGUGUUAUUUUGCCAAGCAUAAACUUGUUUGGGAAGUGCUUGAUGGUGGUCUUAAGAAUAAGAUUGAAAUUCAGUGGUCAGAUAUUGUGGCUAUCAAGGCAAAUUUUCCUGAUGAUGGACCAGAAACCUUGGAUGUAGUGGGUUGUACGUGUUUGGCGCAGCUGGCUAGACAACCCCUUUUCUUUAGAGAGACAAAUCCACAGCCUAGGAAGCAUACUUUGUGGCAGGCAACAUCAGAUUUUACUGGUGGACAAGCUAGCAUACACAGGCGGCAUUUUCUCCAGUUCCAGCAAGGCUUCAUGGGCAAGCAUUAUGAAAAACUUAUUCAAUGUGAUCCUCGUCUCAGCUUUCUUAGUCAACAACUAGAAAUUAUAUUAGAAUCUCCAUAUUUUGCUCAAAGAGUUUCUGCAUUCAGUGACUUGCAUGAAUCUGGCAAGGGGCUUGAUUCAGAAGUUGAGGAUAGAACAGCUGUUUUUGCUCUGCAGGAAGCAGGGCCACCAUCUGGAGUUCUUUCAUCUUCCUUGAAUAAUGAAUGCCAUGGUUUAACGUGUCAGUCUUCUGAAAAUAUUUCCCAACAAACUUCUUCAACUACCUUAGUAAUGGAAACCCAUGCAUUUGAAGAAACCAGGAGCAACAGAACAGGAGAACAGCAGUUGCCAAGCAAUUGUGAUCAAAUUAAAGUGCCCGGACUUCAUCCAUCCAUUUCAAUGAGCGACCUUGUGAACCACAUUGGACAUAGCAUUUCAGAACAGAUGACCUCUGGAAAUUCUAUCCUCUCUGGUGGUGACAUAAAGAGCAGCGACAUUCUAGAUGAAAUUACUCAAUACUUGCUUGGAGACUCUCAAGUUAUGUCAGCCUCGGAUGAGCAAUCCGUUGUGUCAACAGUCAAUUCUCUUUGCUGCCUACUGCAGAAGGAUCCUGCAACAGCUCGGGACUUGCAGGCAAAGAGUCUGAGCGAUCUUGAUGUGGAUCAUGAUAGGAGAAUAAACAAAACUAAUUCCACUGCAUCUGCGUGUCAAAGCAAAUUUAUAGAGGGUUUUCCCGCACCUGAGGGAGAGGCCAGUAAUGUUUCCAUUUGCAAGCAGGCACCAGCCAUGUCAAGGAAGGACUCGGUUGGAGAGCUACUUCUUAAUCUUCCAACUUGGUGUUUGUAGGGGAUCACAACCUUUUGUAGCCCUAAUAGUGCACGUGGAAUGUGGUGUUGGCAGCGUUUUCAACCGUAGAGCACUUUCUAUGCAACCUUGUCCAAGGGGCACAUCAAUCAGGAUAACAAUUUCUUGCUCAUUUUUCUAGGACUCUGAGAAAAAACAUCUUUGAUGGCGGCUAUAGUGGCAGCAUGCCAUUUACUGGAAACCAGGAGAUAAAAAUAUGCCACAUGAAAACACACAGAGCGCAAGCCAAAAUGGGCAGGACAGGAUUUACUGUCAAAGUAACCAGCGACAGAUGAAUCAGAAUUGCGAGCGCAACAAAAGGGCAGAAGAAUUGCUAGCCACAUAAUUGAUCUCAAAAUUGUUAGCCACGAGACAUCAACACAUGAACAAAUUACCAGAGGCCUGUAUGCAUUUACAAGAUAGGAAGGAGACACGACUACAAACAGCAACAAGCGUGCACAAGGUGCGCCCAUUUCAACAGAUACAGUAACAUGACCUCCAACAAAUAUUUGGACAAAACCGCGUGUAUGUUCAUAAGUUGGAGUUGGAGAUGUUCUAGACACCGUGCAUCUUCUUCCAACUGCUCAUUUAGGCCAUCAAUUUCUCGGUCCUGCAAGAAUCAUCCAAUGCUAGUUCAAUCUGCACAUGCUGCUGUGUAAGCGAUGCAUAAGAGGUUGGGUUUAUGAAGCCAAUACCUUUCUGUUCAUUUCCUGCACGGCAAUCCUCCUCAUGCUCUCAACAACAUCUACAUUAACAAGCUUUCGCUUCUUUCCAAUUAGCCAGCCCUUGGGAUAGCUUGCAGCAUCAAAAUCUGGAGGAGGGAGUAGGGAUUCUGCAGAUGAUCUCUUGCCAUUGAUAUUUGUUACAGGUUCCAACGGUUCAAAGAGGGCCUUUCGACGUUCAGAAAGCUCUGGAGUUAGAUUUUGGUCCUGCAUCUUUUCAUCAUUGGAAGAUUCCUCCUGUUUGUUGGGUGUUUCAUUAACAUUGUCCUCAGUUACCUUGUCUAAAUUCCUCCCGCUAGCUGUUGGAAAGAAGUUACCAUUCUAGUUCCAAA
Molecule: messenger RNA, 2740 nt
Organism: Populus nigra (black poplar)
Lineage: Eukaryota; Viridiplantae; Streptophyta; Magnoliopsida; Malpighiales; Salicaceae
Exons: 8
Coding region: 160-1689 (509 amino acids)
Source: RefSeq, a predicted model, not a curated record